AUGAAGCCGCCUCUUGCCUGCGUGAAAUGUAGGAUACGCAAGAAAAAAUGUGAUCGAGCAUACCCCGCAUGUUCUUACUGCCUAAAAACACACGAACGAUGCGAGUAUCGUGUUAGCGGCGUGUCAAACAAGCUUCCAGCUCGAGCAGCGCCCUUAGUCCAGACUUUAGACAGAAACCGCCGGUCUAGAACGACAGGUUUUGAUGGAGUAUUUCUUGGGUACCCAUUUUUCCCAAGCUAUUUUGCAGGUGAUGACAAUAGCAACGUAAUCAUUUCCAAUGACUUGCGGACUUUUGUCAUUAACGAUAGAAAUCUGGGCAAAAAUAUAACGGAUUUCCUCGAAGAAACAAACUUCUUCUGCAUGCCAUUUAUCCCUCGACAAGAUCUUCACGCUCAACUGUCCAAUGAAUCUAGUCAGCUAAACAGCUCGGAAAUUCUCCUCCUUGCAUGCAUCAAAGUUUUGUGCCUACCAGUUGAAGGCGAUGCAUGUGCCCAGUCUAAUCCGCCAUAUUUAGCGAUUAAGACUGCCUUUGUCAGUGCUGAGGUCAACAGCGUUCUCAAUGUACGCCUGUUACAAGCGCUGGUGGUGCUUCUCAUUUAUGAGUACUGCCAUGGCAUCUACCCUUCCGCAUAUAUUACUCUUGGCACUUGCACGCGAUACCUAGCUGCUCUCGGAAUCAAUAGACCCAGCCUGCCCUCUGAAGAACCCAUUGACUGGGUCGAUACUGAGACUCGAAGACGUCUAUGGUGGGCAAUUUAUACCAUGGAACGUAUAAUUAUGCUUGGCUAUCCAAAAGGGAAUCUGUUGCUCGGAGAGCCGGAUCAAAACGAGCCUUUACCUUCAGAUGAUAUUUCUUGGGAACAAGCAUAUCCGUCAGCAGAGGCCCACUUGACGCUGCUAGCACCGGCCACAUCUGAAAUGAGUAGCUUUCGACAUGUAGUUCAUGCAGCUUAUCUUAUUGGUCGCGUGCUUCAACAUGCCUCUGAUAAUCAUCUCCCAGUUCAAGUAUACAGUGAAAGAGGGAAACAACUUAAUCGCACAAUAUCUGCUCUUAUGUCUGCUUUAGAAGUUGAAACAAGAUCUGCAGUCUUUCUAGUCACCGUACCUCGCGCUAUUCUAAACAGUGCCAUAUUUUUGCUACAUUCAAUUUCCGUUCACAGUAAUGAUGAAAUUACUGCCGAACAUCUGGAACUAACGCGAAGUUCGUCGGCUAAAAUCUACAGCGAUCGAGUACGACUUUUUCUCCAAGGAAAUCUUGAAAGUGAAUAUAAGCCGUCACCAUUUUUGCUGCAUUGGGCCUUUCAUGUAUUUCAAUACUUUCAUGCUAUGUAUCGUCGAGAGGGACACAGCGAAAUCCUUCAAGUCUUGCAAGAUCUUGAGAAAAGCUUCGAGAUUUUAGAUAGAAGAUGGAACCUGGCAGGGGUUUACAUGACACUCUUAAAUACAAUGCAGGGGAAAUAG
Messenger RNA from Talaromyces rugulosus, 1461 nucleotides. RefSeq lists its product as uncharacterized. Gene Ontology annotation, cellular component: nucleus. Gene Ontology annotation, biological process: DNA-templated transcription; regulation of DNA-templated transcription. The record is from RefSeq and is a predicted model, not a curated record. Gene Ontology annotation, molecular function: DNA binding; DNA-binding transcription factor activity, RNA polymerase II-specific; zinc ion binding. The transcript has 6 exons. The coding region runs from base 1 to 1461 and encodes 486 amino acids. Lineage: Eukaryota; Fungi; Ascomycota; Eurotiomycetes; Eurotiales; Trichocomaceae.